Messenger RNA from Hyaena hyaena (striped hyena), 1795 nucleotides. RefSeq names its product ubiquitin C-terminal hydrolase L5 (gene UCHL5). Gene Ontology annotation, molecular function: cysteine-type deubiquitinase activity; proteasome binding. NCBI's taxonomy places the organism in Eukaryota, Metazoa, Chordata, Mammalia, Carnivora, Hyaenidae. The transcript has 11 exons. The coding region runs from base 285 to 1586 and encodes 433 amino acids. Gene Ontology annotation, cellular component: cytoplasm; Ino80 complex. The record is from RefSeq and is a predicted model, not a curated record. Gene Ontology annotation, biological process: protein deubiquitination; ubiquitin-dependent protein catabolic process.
CUCAACCUAAUUUUCCGAGACAUCGCAUCCCCUUACACUGGUCUAUCAUCCCCACGGAUUACAGAACAGAUUUUACUCUUCUCGUCAUUCCCUGGAGGAUAAGUUCGCCUUCUGUCUCUCCACCAAGGUCCCUCUUCCCAAACCCCAGAGCCGGGGCAACGCCUCCCCGCGCUGGAGCCGCGGGAGGAGGAGGAGGAGGAGGAAGAGGAGGAGUAAAGCGGGCCCUCGGAACGCUGGCCUGUGGACAGCCAUGGAAGCACAGCCGGAGCGGUCCGGGAUUUGGGAUGGGCCCACCCUCGGGAGGGUCCCAGCCCCGCCAAGCGAGGUUACGGACACAGCGAUGCUGGUUCCGCUACCCAGCAAGGGCAGGACGCGGAGGCAGGGCUGUGGAGAACGAUGGUUUGGCGAAGUGUUUGCUCCGGCCUCGGUCGCUGGGAUGCGGGAUGAGGGACAUGGAGGAUCAGCCAAACCCUGCGCGUCCACGGGGCCGCUCAGACCGCACAAAGGGCCCCAGCCGGCCUCCCGCAGUUUCCUCACCUGUGCUUGCCGGCCGACCCUCCGAACCCGCCCCGCCACCGAGAGAAGCCCUGCGAGGCGCGGGAAGACGACUAGAAGCGGCUUCAGCCCUUGGGGCGGCAAGUGCUCCAACUCCACCACCUCGGGGGCCUGCAGGUUGCCGAGGAGCCCAAGUAGAAGAAAUAUGGAGUCUAGAGCCUGAGAAUUUUGAAAAAUUAAAGCCAGUUCAUGGAUUAAUUUUUCUUUUCAAGUGGCAGCCAGGAGAAGAACCAGCAGGCUCUGUAGUUCAAGACUCCAGACUGGACACGAUAUUUUUUGCCAAGCAGGUAAUUAACAAUGCUUGUGCUACCCAAGCUAUCGUCAGUGUGUUAUUGAACUGUACCCAUCAAGAUGUCCAUUUAGGAGAGACAUUGUCAGAGUUUAAAGAAUUUUCACAAAGUUUUGAUGCAGCUAUGAAAGGUUUGGCCUUGAGCAACUCAGACGUGAUUCGACAAGUACACAACAGUUUAGCCAGACAGCAAAUGUUUGAAUUUGAUGCAAAGACAUCCGCAAAAGAAGAAGAUGCUUUUCACUUUGUCAGUUAUGUUCCUGUAAACGGAAGAUUGUAUGAAUUAGAUGGAUUAAGAGAAGGACCGAUCGAUUUAGGUGCAUGCAAUCAAGAUGACUGGAUAAGCGCAGUGAGGCCAGUCAUAGAAAAAAGGAUACAAAAGUACAGUGAAGGUGAAAUUCGAUUUAACUUAAUGGCCAUUGUGUCUGACAGAAAAAUGAUAUAUGAACAGAAGAUAGCAGAAUUACAAAGACAACUUGCUGAGGAGGAACCCAUGGAUACAGAUCAGGGUAAUAAUAUGUUAAGUGCUAUUCAGUCAGAGGUUGCCAAAAAUCAGAUGCUUAUUGAAGAAGAAGUACAGAAACUAAAAAGAUAUAAGAUUGAAAAUAUCAGAAGGAAGCAUAAUUAUCUGCCAUUCAUUAUGGAAUUAUUAAAGACUUUAGCAGAACACCAGCAGUUAAUACCACUAGUAGAAAAGGCAAAAGAAAAACAGAAUGCAAAGAAAGCACAGGAAACCAAAUGAAGAAGAUGCUUUGGGAUGUGUCCACAUUUCUGCUUCUGCACUUAUUUUCAUGGAAACCAUUAAGUAUAAAGAACUUUGAGCAACAUCCUAAUUGACUCAGUGCACGUUUGGCAAUAGUAUCAGUCUGUCUUGUCUUUAAUGCAUGGAUUCGUUCCCUUCCUGCAUCAUGUGCAUGUGGUGCGUAUUAAAUAAAAGCGAUGUUGAGAGUG